UAAAUGCGCACUUAUUCAGUUAAAUUAUAGGUAGAUUAUAUUGUAUGAUGUAAUAAAGUCACGAAUGUCUAUGGCACUGUUUAUAUACCAAUUUGCCCACAGCAAACAUGGCCGCCGCCUGAGUAGGCGUAGGAACGUUGCCCACAGUUGAGGCUCCACUCCACUCCUGUCAUGUCGGCUCUGAAGCUCCGCUUACCCCCUAAUGACGGCCCGGUGCUGUCCGUGGUGGACAUGCACACGGGCGGGGAGCCCCUGCGGAUAGUGCUGAGCGGGGCCCCGGUGCCGAGCGGGAGCACACUGCUGGAGAAGCGGCGCUGGGUGCGGGAGAACAUGGACUGGGUGCGCAGGGUGCUGAUGCUGGAGCCCCGCGGCCACCAGGACAUGUACGGGGCGCUGCUGGUGCCCAGUGAGGAGGCGGAGGCGCAGCUGGGAGUCCUCUUCAUGCACAAUGCCGGCUACAGCACCAUGUGCGGCCAUGCGGUCAUCGCCCUGGGACGCUUCGCCCUGGACUACGGGCUGGUGGAUCUGCAGGGGCCGGAGACCCAGGUCAACAUGCACUGCCCCUGCGGCCUGGUGCGGGCCUAUGUGUCCUACAGCGGGGGCCGCAGCGGCAGAGUGCGGUUUCACAGUGUUCCUGCCUUCACCCUGUGCACAGAUGUCACAGUUGAUGUGCCCGGCUAUGGCACAGUAGUAGUGGACAUUGCAUAUGGCGGCGCCUUCUACGCCUUUGUUAGCGCAGAGCGCUUUGGACUGGACGUUUGCUCUUCAAAGACGAGAGAUCUUGUAGAUGCCGCCGCUGCCGUAUCAGAUGCUGUGAAGGCGCAGGUUAAAAUCAGCCAUCCUGACAGUGAGGACCUGGCGUUCUUAUACGGCACUAUACUAACAGACGGGAAGGAUGUAUACAGUGAGGAACCCACCGCCAAUAUUUGCGUGUUUGCCGAUUCCCAGGUUGAUCGCAGUCCGACCGGUUCUGGAGUCACAGCUCGUAUUGCUCUGCAGUACCACAAAGGCUUUAUACAACUGGAGCAAACCCGGACCUUCAAGAGCGGCGCCACAGGGUCCUUCUUCACUGGCAAAGCAAUUAAGGAGACGGUUUGUGGUGACCACAGAGCGGUGAUUGUGGAGGUGUCCGGUCAGGCUCACUACACCGGCACAGCAAGCUUUACUCUGGAGAGCGAUGACCCUCUGAAGGACGGAUUUCUACUGAAAUAAUCAUCUGCAAGGCAUCUCCUGUCACUAGACUAGACUAGAGUCCUAGAGAUGUCCUUUCAGGGUACAACCUCCUGACUUGUCUGUUUUCGCAAAAUACUUCCAUUCCUCUGUUAUUCUAUCUGGAAAUGUAGGAAUAAAUUGACAGCUGGGCGUUGUUGUGGUGUGUCCCACACGGUCAGCACUGAUUGGACAGUGUGCACUGACGUCCCACCCUUCACAGUGGUAACAGGGAAUGGUGACUUCCAGCUGUCAAUUCAGUCAAACAUUUCUGGUAGGAGUAACAGAGGGACGGCACACCAUUUCCAAGAAAAGACGCUCCAGCAUGUGAAUACAAAUAUUUACUAAAAACAGACAUGUCAGGAGAGCUCACAAAUACCAUAGAUUUCAAUCACAUCCAUCCACUGACUUCUAUUGGGGAGAGUGUAUGCUCAGAAUAGGGGCCAUAGGAUGAUGGGUGAGGGGUCCUAGACGUAGAUAUGCCAUAAAUGUUUCACUGGAAUAUUGCUUUAAUGUUUAUUCAAAUGGGUGCAAUACAUAUGGGAACUGUAUAUUUACUGACACAAGUGGGGUCGGGUAGCAUUAUAGGCAUCCAGUCUACCUAGACUUUUUAUCUCUGGUUCCUGUUUUUAUUUGCCCAGAUCUGAUCCUUAUUUUUUUUUAUUUUUUUUUUAUGUUAG
Messenger RNA from Bufo bufo (common toad), 1889 nucleotides. RefSeq names its product trans-L-3-hydroxyproline dehydratase (gene L3HYPDH). The coding region runs from base 172 to 1212 and encodes 346 amino acids. Lineage: Eukaryota; Metazoa; Chordata; Amphibia; Anura; Bufonidae. Gene Ontology annotation, molecular function: hydro-lyase activity. The transcript is spliced from 5 exons. The record is from RefSeq and is a predicted model, not a curated record.